AUGGGGAAUAUUACAAUGGGCGAUUCCCCUAGUAACUGUACCAUUGACCAUACCAUUCACCAGACUCUGGCUCCAGUGAUAUAUAUUUUGGUGUUGGUGGUAGGCUUCCCAGCCAAUUGCCUCUCUCUGUACUACGGCUAUCUGCAGAUCAAGGCCAAGAAUGAAUUGGGGGUCUACCUCUGCAAUCUGACCGUGGCUGACCUCCUCUACAUCUGCUCCCUGCCCUUCUGGCUCCAGUAUGUUCUGCAGCAUGAUGACUGGGCCCAUGGAGACCUGUCUUGUAAGAUCUGUGGCAUUCUCCUCUACGAGAACAUUUACAUCAGCGUGGGCUUUCUCUGCUGCAUUUCCAUCGACAGGUACCUGGCAGUGGCCCAUCCUUUUCGCUUUCACCAGUUCCGCACUGUGAAGGCUGCUGCCGGGGUCAGCUUGGUGAUCUGGGUCAAGGAGCUCCUGGUCGGUGUCAUUUUCCUCAUCCCUAAUGAAGUCAUGGAGGAUGAGGACCGACAUCGGGUCUGCUUUGAGCAUUAUCCCAUCCAGUCGUGGCAGCGGAGCAUCAAUUAUUACCGGUUCUCCGUGGGUUUCCUCUUUCCCAUUUGCUUGCUCUUCUUCUCCUACUGGGGAAUCCUACGGGCUGUGCGGAGAAGCCACGGCACUCAGAAGAACAGAAAAGAUCAAAUCCAGAGACUGGUAUUGAGUACCAUGAUUAUCUUCCUGGCCUGCUUUCUGCCCUACCACGUCCUGCUGCUCGUGCGCAGCCUAUGGGAAGAUAACUGUGAGUUCGCCAAGGGCAUCUUCAAUAUCUACCACUUCUCCCUUCUCCUGACCAGUUUCAACUGUGUGGCUGACCCGGUGCUAUACUGUUUUGUGAGUGAGAAUACCCAUAGGGACAUGGCCAGGUUGCGCGAUUCUUGCUUUGGCUUUCUGACCUGCUCUGGGAAGAAAGGAUCCAAGGAGUCCUACCAACUGAGCAGCCCAGGGGCCUCUGGGAAAAAUGAAACCCGGAGGGAGGAGCCUGAGCUGCUAACUAAACUCCACUCACCAGGCCAGGUCAUUUCCUCUCCUGGAAUGGGAGGGACUAGCCAGGAAUGUUAG
Molecule: messenger RNA, 1092 nt
Organism: Trichosurus vulpecula (common brushtail)
Lineage: Eukaryota; Metazoa; Chordata; Mammalia; Diprotodontia; Phalangeridae
Gene: GPR68
Product: G protein-coupled receptor 68
Exons: 1
Coding region: 1-1092 (363 amino acids)
Biological process (GO): G protein-coupled receptor signaling pathway; cellular response to pH
Cellular component (GO): membrane
Molecular function (GO): G protein-coupled receptor activity
Source: RefSeq, a predicted model, not a curated record